Molecule: messenger RNA, 2154 nt
Organism: Enterobius vermicularis (human pinworm)
Lineage: Eukaryota; Metazoa; Nematoda; Chromadorea; Rhabditida; Oxyuridae
Source: the annotation of a GenBank genome assembly
AUGUUCAAUCAGUAUUUUUCAACAUACGUGCAGGAUUUGGAACAGGAGCCUUUUGAUGCUAUCGGUUUAGUGGAACGGUUAGCAUGGCGUUUGACUGGCGGUAGUGAAAAUCUGGAUGUUGUCGAUUUGAAGAAUAAAUUUGAGAAAGAAAUUGGUAAUUUACAAAUGAUCAGUGACCAGUUCCAGUCAAAAAUUACCCAUUUGGAGCAGCAGUUAAACCGCGACAAAAGCAGCCACCUAGAGUCACUGCGCCGAUUACACGAGAAAAAUGCGGAUGCAUUUGACAAGCUUAAACAACUCGACGGUACGAUGCAGACCGUCUCUACAAAAGUGGUACAUCUCGGGGAUCAGUUAGAGAGCGUACAUAUUUCUCGUUCACGAGCUGAUGAAGCUCUUCAGCUCAUCAAGCAUUUCAACGAAUUUAUGGCGGAUCAACCUCUUAGUUCUGAAAUAUUUACAGAUCCCGAUAGACUUUUGGAGUCUGCAUCAAUGAUACAAAAACUGUAUUCAAUUUCACAAGAACUUCUGAAGGAAAAAUUUCACGCUGUUCAAGUUAGGAUAGCGCAUAAAUAUGAUGAGAUCGAAAGGUUGAUGAUUGAAGAAUUCGUUGCUGCCCACAGGACAGGAAACAGACAGAGGAUGCACGAAAUUGCUUCUAUCCUUGUAGAUUUCAAGGGUUACUCGCAAUGUGUAGAUGCUUAUAUAGAACAUAUACAGUUGAAUGCCUUCAGAAGUAAUAAUGUUUUUGAUGAUAUGGUUGCUCUGUGCGGGAAAACCCAGGCAGUAAUAGUCAAGAUUUUCCCAAAUGCACAACAAGUCAUGUCGAAACUUGUCCUAAACUUGUUUCACACGAAACUACAAGAGACCGUCGUAACCAAACUUGGAGACCCAGAACAGGAUUUGGAAAAUUACUUGGUUUCUCUUGCAGAUCUUUACUCGAGAUAUUUUGUUGCUUUCAAAAAAGCAAUUUCAAGGACACAAAAACUGGUAGUGAACCUCUCUUCUUUUCGGAUUGGAGGUUCUGAUACGCAUUUUCUCCCAAAACUGACUCACUCAGUAUUUGGUCGGUAUCUUGAAACUUAUCCAAGGUAUGAACAGCAGUAUCUUACGGAACAGUGCAGUUCUAUACUGAGUCGGUUUUAUGAGUCGAAAGGCCACCAGAAAAAGCAACUGCAGAGUGGCGGACUCCAAGAUUUGAAACGUGAUAUUCAGGCACGCUUACUAAAUGUAGAAACAUACGGUGGAGAAACUUUCUUAUCGGAAGAAUUGGCAAUCAAUAUUUUGCAAGAAACGAAGAAUGCCUUUAACAGAGUUCAACUGUUAUGCGAAAAAGAAGAGGCGUCACGCAUGACCGAAGUUAUUUUUGAUAUGCUAUUAAAAUAUUUGUAUAAUGAACACGUUGAUUACGCUAUUGAUUUAGCUUUGGCUGGAAUAUCUUUGGCUGAACCGAAAUCAAAGCCUCCGAAUCACUUUUUCUCAGUAUUACAGCAAGCUGGUGCGAUUACACAUCUUUUUGAGAAGCAGUAUGACGACUCUAUAUUUCUCAUCGUGAAAGAUACACCAGUUGAAGCUCAUUGUUCUAAGAAACGCCUUGAAGUGAUGCAGAGUGCAGAAAAUCGUUUAAAUUUGGGUUUGGAAAGACAACUGAAUGCUUUAGUUGGUUACAUACGAUUUAUCCUUAUGUCAGAGCAAAAGAAAAACGAUUUUAAACCCGAUAAUGAUUUUCAACAAAUUACAGUAAUGUCAAAUGCUUGUGGUUUGGUUGUUAAAUACUUGUCGUCAGAAGUGGCAGUAAUUUCCGAUAGUGUUGAUGGUGGCAACUUAACAGCAGUUAUGAAAGAAUUGGGAAUGCGUUUUUAUAGAGCAGUUUUAUCCCAUAUUUAUCAGUUUACUUACAAUACUCAAGGAGCAAUGCUGCUACUAUGCGACAUCAAUGAAUACAGGAAAUGUGUCAUGAAUUGGAAGAUUCCAGAGUUGAGUAAACAGUUCGAAUCGUUGCACGCAUUAGCCAAUCUUUUAGUUGUUGUUCCUGAAAAUCUCAGCGAAGCAUGUGCGUCUCAGCUACUGAUUGAUGUUGAUCGGUCGAUGGUGAUGAAUUUUGUACAGCUAAGGGUAGACUACAAAACGGCCAAACAGUUCUUAACUGUAAUGUAA